Molecule: messenger RNA, 1592 nt
Organism: Anoplopoma fimbria (sablefish)
Lineage: Eukaryota; Metazoa; Chordata; Actinopteri; Perciformes; Anoplopomatidae
Exons: 5
Coding region: 74-994 (306 amino acids)
Source: RefSeq, a predicted model, not a curated record
CGGAUUUCCUGGGAAUUCUCAGUUGCCCAGAUGCCCAGCUGUUCUAGACUCAUUUCCAUCCACAGGCAGAGCUAUGCUUUUGUCUCCGUCAUCCUCAACAACAAUGGACACUGACCAAAUGUCAAGAAUGACAACUGCCUCCUCAGAUACACCCUCCUCCUUGACCCUAGCUCCAUUCCCUUCCCCCUCAGAAACCUCAGAUCUCAAGACAUCAAGCCGCUCUGUUUCUGUCCAGAUGUCUUCAUCUCUAUUUUCUCAUAUUGUCUAUAGGAAGGAUGUUCCCUAUAUAAGUGACUCAAAACCCACUCUUCUGCCUAGUGUUCUCCCUUUGGACACCUCCACCCCUUUCCGUGCUGUCCAGUCAUGGACAGACCUGCAGAUUCAACGAAAACCUCUAAACAAGAAGUCAUCACAUGGGGCUCUUCAUACUGCCACAAAGGAAGUAACAUUAUCCACUAGUGCCACAGAAACAACACAUGGACCUACACUGAACUGCUCUUUGUCUCCAUCUUUCCCUCUGCUGUCUAAUGACUGCCAGUCACAAGGCUGUCUACCUGAGAUAACUAAACAUCACCGCACUAUGUCAGUCUCUGUGGAUAAAGGGCUGUGGCCUGAUGAGGAGGAAGAGGUGGAUGGGAAUGGAAGUAAAGAAGAGGGGAAACUUUGGAGGGAGAAUCAGACACAUCAGACUAUGGCAUGCUGCUGCUCCUGUGACCAUCAGUGUACCUGCCUUACUCAGAGCAGAUACAACAUCCCUUACUCUCUGGAUGAGCUGGAGGAGAUGAUGCUGUGUCUGCAGCAGUUUCGCUCUGUUCUCAGCAACAUGGAGGAGCAGCUCUCUGAAGACCAGGCAGCGGUUUACAGCGCUCUCUCUGACCAGGACAGAAGAUGCACAGACUGUUGGAUGAGCAGUCUCUGCUCUGCUCUCAACUCAAAGUCUUUCUCCCUGGACCGGCGCCCACAUCAUCGAGCCCCGUACCAAACAGGACAGUAGCCACUCAGUGCUGUCUGCUGCCCUGGAUCCCUCCAGCUGACGAGCAGCGUGGCCCCGCCUCCCCCUGGAGCACCUGGGAUGUGGACUCCCUCAGCCAGUCAGGUCCUGGAUCAAAGUGCAUCUGUGAGGGCCCAGGCUGCUCUCCCACUAAGGCAGACAAGCUGGACAUGAUGGGCUUCCUCCAGAGACUGAAGGAGUCUUUGCAUUAUCCUGUGAAAACAGACUCAUAAGAAUAAAGAUGUGACACUACCUCUGACUCAUGAGACCUGAACUUGCCUGAAGAUUUCCAUUCACUGAAGAAUAUGACUUAUCUUGUCAUAUACAGUUUUGUGAUAGUUGUUUCAUGAGUUGCAGACCUCUGGGUGUCUUUUUUGUAAAAUAAAAAGUAUCGUAUUUUUUAAUUAAAAAAAGUUAUAAUGCCCUUGUCAAGCACUUUGUGAUGUAUGUCUCUGAUAACUAUGUAUUUCAAUUGUAAUUACUUGAUCGUGAGCCCAGUCUUCUGGAAAUAAUGUGGGUAUUGCAAAUCUCUACAAUAGAUACAGCCAAUGUGGAUUUUGCAUUUGUUAGGAGUAAGUCAUGUAGUAGACACAUAGAUGGG